Molecule: messenger RNA, 1191 nt
Organism: Cornus florida
Lineage: Eukaryota; Viridiplantae; Streptophyta; Magnoliopsida; Cornales; Cornaceae
Product: pectinesterase 1-like
Exons: 4
Coding region: 1-1191 (396 amino acids)
Biological process (GO): cell wall modification
Molecular function (GO): pectinesterase activity
Source: RefSeq, a predicted model, not a curated record
AUGACGCACAUUGCCGUACUUGCACUUCUUUUCAGCAUUUUUUCCACCACGGUCACCUCCGACCUCUACGACACCAUUCUCAACUCCCACCACACCACUGCCAUCUCCGACAUAUCCAAUGACACCACUGUCUUCAACGACAACACUAUCCUCGUCUCGGACGUCAACCACUGGACACUGAUCCCGGCCGAUAAGGCCCAAUUGAACAAUUGGUUUCAGACCAAUGUGAAACCGUUCAUGGACCGGAAGGGCAUUUUGGACCCUGCCCUUGUCACGGCCGAGUCUAGUCCUAAAGUGAUCACGGUGAGGAAAGACGGACGUGGCAAUUUCAAGACGGUGAGUGAUGCAAUUAACAGCAUCCCAUCUCAGAACACUCAACGAGUCAUCGUGUCGAUUGGGCCAGGAAUCUAUACCGAGAAAAUCAAGAUUGAUCAAACCAAACCGUUUGUCACGUUGUACGGUGACCCAAAUCAUAUGCCAACUUUGGUUUAUGGGGAUACAGCAAACAUGACAGGAAGUACUAUGAACAGUGCUUCAAUGACCAUUGAAGCUAAUUACUUCAGUGCUGUUAAUCUUAUUAUUACGAAUUCAGCACCAAGACCGGACCCAAGAAGUUAUAAUGAGCAGGCGGUGGCAUUGUUAGUCGUCGGUGACAAGGCAGCAUUUUAUAACUGCAGAGUCUAUGGAUUUCAAGACACCAUUUGUGAUGACCAGGGCAGACAUUUCUUCAAAGACUGUUACGUUGAAGGCACUGUUGAUUUCGUCUUUGGCUUUUCGAAAUCUCUAUAUUUGAACACUGAGUUACAUGUGAUACCGGGCGACAAUGAGGCCUUUAUCACGGCACAAGCAAGACUUAACAGUCGUGAUAAUUCCGGCUUCUCAUUUGUUCACUGCAUGGUAACUGGUACAGGCAAAAUCGCUGUGUUAGGCAGAGCUUGGUUGCCUUUCUCUAAGGUGGUAUAUGCGUACACUGAAAUGAGUGAUGUGGUCAAUCCUUAUGGAUGGUCAGAUAACUUCCACCGUGAACGUGACAGGAGAGUAUUUUAUGGGGAAUAUAAGAACACAGGUCCAGGAUCAGUUUCCGGUGGCAGAGUAAAGUUCUCGAAGGAGCUAACUGACAGAGAAGCUUUACCCUAUAUCAUUCUUGCCUUUAUAGAGGGUUCCAAGUGGUUGCUUCCUCCAUGGCAUUAA